Messenger RNA from Symbiodinium sp. CCMP2592, 1854 nucleotides. NCBI's taxonomy places the organism in Eukaryota, Dinophyceae, Suessiales, Symbiodiniaceae. The record is from the annotation of a GenBank genome assembly.
AUGUUGCAAAUUAUGGGCCGAGCUGGAAGACCCCAGUUUGACGACCAAGGAGUCGCAGUGAUCCUCGCCGAAGAGGGACUCUCAGCGCGCUGGCAGCAGAUGCUGGAAGGUCAGCCUCUUGAGAGCAAUCUCCCCGAACGGCUUACAGAGGCUUUGCUCUGUGAAGUCGUGGCAGGCUCGAUACAAAAUCAGGAAGCGCUCUGCACAUGGCUUGCUGGCACCUUCCUGGCCGUGAGGGCCCGCAGGGAUCCGCGCCGCUACGCCGCCGCUUGUCCGUUGCUUCACUGCCAAGCUCCGCAUGGGCAUCCGCUCGCAUAUCCUCAGGGCCCUGAUGUAACCAGCUUUCUGCAGCUCUUGAGCCAGGCAGAGGAAGCGAAGAUGGGGUCUGCCGGCCUUAUCUCCAAAAGUGCACAGCAUCCCGGCUUUCAAGCAACGCCACUUGGUGGGACCCUGUGCCGCUGCGGUGUGCGUGUGAGCACUCUCCACCAGCUACAAGCAGCGGGAGCACCUCAGGACAUGAAGGAGCUUCUGUGGCUCCUGGCGUCGACCUCCGACUUCGAGGAGUUUCGUCCUCGCCAGGGCGAGAGGACGCAGCUGCGGAGCUUCGCCAAGGGCCGCCUGGUGCGUUGGCCUUUCACUGGGCCCAUCGACACGGCGGCCAAAAAGGUCCUGGUGCUCCUCAUGCUGGGCCUCGCGGACUCUCCGCGACAGGAGCUUUCCUGGGAGCUGAAAGCGCAGCAGGGCCAGGCGUUCCGGCGCUGCGAGCCAUUGCUUCAGGUGGCUUCCGAAUUCUUCGAAGCUCAAAAGCAAGGGCCUGCGGUGGCAGCCUGCCUGCUGUUGCGGAAGUGCCUUCAGAAGCAGAUUUGGGAGGACACGACUAUGCCUGUGCGGCAGCUGAAGGGCAUCGGGGACAAGCUUGCCGUCGUGCUACACCAGCAAGGCUUCGCAUCGUUCCAAGGCUUUGCUUCAGCCGAUCCACGGCUAAUUGCCCAAGCUUGUCAGUCGCGAGUGUCCGGACCCGAUCUGCAAGCAAAGCUGCUUGGAAUUCCUCGCAUCGGAAUGCGACUAACUCCAGAUGGCAGCAGCGGAACCAUACACAUUCAGCUUGCAAGUAGCGCGACUGGGUUGAUGGGACAGCGGAGUGGCUCUUUGGGGGCAUGGAGUCAUUUGGUUGUCUAUUCAGCACCGGAGGGCCAGUUGCUGAAACACCUGCGCUUCCCAUCAUGUCAGCCUCCAGAGGGCUUGUCUAUACAGUUGCAAUCUGCAAGUGGCUUGGCGGUCCUCUUGAUCAAUGAGGACGUGGUCGGAUUGGAUGAGCGACAAUCUUUAGGGGACUCUCGAUUGGCUCCGCGUCCAUCUUCUGAUUCCACUCUGCCUACUUCGAAGGGAUAUGCCACCAGGGCGACUUCCGGACAAGGGAACUCAGCCAGCGCCACUCCCCGUCGGGCUCCCAAGCGCAAGGCUGCCCCUCAGUCUGGACACGAAGCGACAUUUGCCUUGGCACUUGCCAAGUCCACUGGGCAAGUAGAGACGCUCACGUCGCCAGCGGCACAGCGCAACUUGCAGCCGAUGCCGCCCGCCAUGACUGCACCUGCAAGCUUCCCAAGUCCGAUGCAUGCUGCCGGAUCGAACCAGCACUUCGGAUUUGCUGGAGAGCCGGACGCUGCUGGGGCAGCCGGCGUCCCGAACGCCAGUCUACCAGCCAGCGCGUUUACAGCUGCUGGCAGGCUCCGCAAGGGAAUCGUUUGGCAAGGGCCUUUGGCGGAAGCACAGCCGGGAAGCUCCGGGGCAUAUGGAUGCUUCGUUGGAAGGCCGCCGAUUUCCAUGGAUAUGCUCGCCUUUCGAGGUGUGUGA